Messenger RNA from Sphaeroforma arctica JP610, 1755 nucleotides. RefSeq names its product aconitate hydratase, mitochondrial. Gene Ontology annotation, molecular function: 4 iron, 4 sulfur cluster binding; aconitate hydratase activity. Lineage: Eukaryota; Ichthyosporea; Ichthyophonida. The coding region runs from base 1 to 1755 and encodes 584 amino acids. The transcript is spliced from 11 exons. Gene Ontology annotation, cellular component: mitochondrion; cytosol. The record is from RefSeq and is a predicted model, not a curated record.
AUGGUUGCACCUGAUAAUGUGAAGCUGGGUGCCCACGUCUCAGCGUUAGGCAUCUUUAUAGUGUACUUUCAGUUGAGUAUCAAACUGACGGGACGACUGAAUGGCUGGGCCUCUCCCAAGGACGUGGUACUUCAUCUGGUCGGCAAAUUGACUGUGAACGGUGGAACCGGGCACAUCUUCGAGUACUUUGGCGAGGGUGUCGAGUCGCUCUCCUGCACCGGCAUGGCCACCAUCUGCAACAUGGGCGCCGAGAUGGGUGCCACCACCUCUGUCUUCCCUUACACACCAAGCAUGCACGACUAUCUAGUGGCCACAGGCCGAGAGCAAGUGGCCACCCAGGCAGACGCCUUCCAGAACGAGCUACUGCGUGCGGAUGAGGGCUGUGAGCAAGCGCAGGUGUACGACCGCGUGGUGGAGAUCGACCUGUCCAGUUUAGAGCCGCAUAUCAACGGGCCUUUCUCGCCCGAUCGCUCGUUCCCACUGUCAGAGUUUGCCAAGGCUGUGAAGGAAAAUAACUGGCCUACGGAACUGAAGUCUGCUUUGAUUGGCUCGUGCACCAACAGCAGUUACGAAGACAUCACAAAGGCAGCUGAUAUUGCCAACCAAGCCAAGGCAGCUGGUCUCAGUGCGAAGUCAGAGCUACUCAUUACACCUGGAUCCACUAUGAUUGAGAAGACUAUUGCGAGAGACGGCCUUACCCAGUCCCUGACGGAUAUUGGAGGUAUGGUGCUUGCUAAUGCAUGUGGUCCAUGCAUCGGUCAGUGGAAACGUCAUCUGGAUGACGAGAACGAACCGAACGCGAUCAUCACGUCAUUCAACCGCAAUUUCGUCAAGCGUAACGAUGGCAAUCCCAAGACAUUGAACUUCCUUGCCGCGCCAGAGGUGACUGUGGCCAUGUCGUUUGCCGGAACCACCACAUUCAACCCUGUAACAGACAACAUCCCUGGUACUGAUUUCAAGUUCUCACCGCCGAAGAGUAAAACUCUGCCAUCAAGGGGGUUCUCAUUUUACAGCCAAGAUAUAUUCCAGAGACCAAACCCCGAUGCGAACGCAGACGUAAAUGUGAGUCCGUCGAGUGAGCGUCUGCAACUGCUGGAGCCCUUCGAUGCCUGGAACGGAGAGGACUUCAAAGAUAUGUUGGUGAGUGUGAAGGUCCAGGGCAAAUGCACCACCGACCACAUCUCCGCGGCUGGUCCCUGGCUGAAAUACAAGGGCCAUCUCGAGAACAUUGCGGAGAACACGCUCAUUGGCGCUGUCAACGACGAGAAUGACAAGGUCAACAACGUGCACAACUCUCUCACGGGUGAGUUUGACACCAUCCCGGAGGUCAUGAAGGCUUACAAGGACGCCAAGAAGCAGUGGAUGGUGUUGGCGGAUCACAACUACGGCGAAGGCAGUGCGCGAGAGCACGCGGCCAUGCAGGUGCGGUACUUGGGCGGGUCUGUGGUUGUGGCUCGGUCGUUUGCUCGAAUUCACGAGACCAACCUGAAGAAGCAGGGAGUGCUGCCUCUAUGGCUACAGGACGAGAACGACUACAGCAAGAUCAGCCCACGCGCUGUGUGUUCCACGGAUGGGCUGAGCUCAAUUGCUCCCGGAUCCAAGGUUGACCUCUUGGUCCGAAAUCCCGGCCAGGACACCAUCCGCAUACCCCUGCGACACACACUCAGCGGCGACCAGAUUGAAUGGAUUCGGGCGGGUUCGGCAUUGAACAUGAUUGCCGCUGCCCAGGCAAGGGAGGAGGCGGCUUCAGCAUAG